Molecule: messenger RNA, 844 nt
Organism: Phragmites australis (common reed)
Lineage: Eukaryota; Viridiplantae; Streptophyta; Magnoliopsida; Poales; Poaceae
Product: histone deacetylase complex subunit SAP18-like
Exons: 7
Coding region: 198-656 (152 amino acids)
Biological process (GO): negative regulation of DNA-templated transcription
Cellular component (GO): nucleus
Molecular function (GO): transcription factor binding; transcription corepressor activity
Source: RefSeq, a predicted model, not a curated record
CUCGCCUCUAGAGACAUCCGUCCAAGCCGUUGCCUCCUCCCCUCCCCACCCACCUCUCCAAGCGAAGAAUCAGCGGCGGCGGCGGCGGCGGCGGCGAGCACCUUCCCUUGUCCACGUGCACGCCGCAGCGGAGAAGGUCAGCCCGAUUCUUCGUUCCUUAUUGGUUUGAGCCUUGGUGUUGUUGAGGAGGAGCUGAGAUGGCGGGCAUGGGCGAUAUGCCGAUGAGGCCGGCGCGGCCGGGCCCGCCGAUGCAGCACCGGGGGCCUCCGCCGAUGCCUCGCCUCCGCCCCGAACCCAUCGACCGCGAGAAGACAUGUCCUCUCCUUCUCAGGGUUUUCACCAGGGUUGCUGGCCAUCACCAAAAUGAAGAGUUUGUGGUGAGAGGGAAGGAGCCAAAAGAUGAAGUUCAGAUUUACACAUGGAAGGAUGCCACACUCCGCGAGCUAACUGAUCUUGUGAAAGAGGUUGCUCUUCCUGCAAGGAAAAGAAACGCAAGGCUGUCUUUUGCUUUUGUAUACCCGGAUAAGAAUGGUCGAUUUGUUGUCAGACAGGUUGGUUCAACGUUCGCAUAUGGCCAUGGAAGAGGGGAUGAUGCCAAAACUCUCGCUGAGCUUGGGUUCCAGAUAGGUGAUUACUUGAGCGUGGCAAUUAUGUGAACGAUGCUCCAUUGUGCUCGAUGACUGUACUGAAUGUAACUGUAGUGAUGUCAAAAGCCUGGGGCCAAGGGAUGGAUCUGUCGUUAGUACUAGGGAAUUGAAACCAAAAUUGUUCUGUAAUACUGCUACCUUUGGAAUCAACUAGGCAUUUUGAACACUUAAAUGCGUCUGGUGUGAUUGCUUGGUAA